Molecule: messenger RNA, 1350 nt
Organism: Metarhizium acridum CQMa 102
Lineage: Eukaryota; Fungi; Ascomycota; Sordariomycetes; Hypocreales; Clavicipitaceae
Source: RefSeq, a predicted model, not a curated record
AUGAGCCAACAUGGCUCGACUGCAGCCGGAACAUCUUUGGUCCGCGUGCCGGCCUCGGCUCCUGCUCCCGCGGGGGCCACGGGCCCUCAGCGCCUCCUCGAUUCCCCCCAAUCGCCUCCUCCAGAUUCCCUCGAGCACUAUCUCACUAUCAAUUUCUCGCACCAAUCCAGCCCGCCUCCUAACACGGUCUAUCCGCGGCUCGGUGCAGAACCACGCUCGCGACUUGUACCGCUUGAACAUCUCGUAGACAAUCUCUCGCGACCACGCUGGCCCACCCCAUUGGGCCGUUUUGGAGGCACCAUGAACCCCAAGAAUUGGAAUGACCGUGCAGACAAGGACUUGUUCUUUACCAUCUUGUCCGUCAAGAACAUUGGUGUCAUCAGCGGAGCGGAAUGGACCACCAUUGGCAACCACAUGCGAACCUUGGGCUACGGCUUCACCAAUGAGGGAUGUCGUCAACACUUUCAAGGCCUCCGCAGGUCUCAAAACAAGGCCGAGGCAAAGAGCACUGCACCAGAGAUGGCUCGUCGUGUUGACCCAACCUUGAACCCCAUCACUCGACGACCAGGUCCGGGCAGAGGCCGUCCGAGGAAGCUACCUGCUGCUGGCGCCGAAGCCGAGUCGCCCGUCGACGGAGCAAUCAGUCCUGCUUCUGCUUCUGCUCCCACUCCAGCUGCUUCUGUUGCUGCUGUUCAUGCUCCCAGCACAAUUCCUACACCCGGGACAACGCAAGAGGGGAAUACCGCAGACCAGCAGGCAGCCCAACAGCAACAGCAACAGCAGCAACAACCACCAUCACCGCCGCCACAACCUACCAAGUCAGAGUCCGUCGCUGAAACAACACCAGAAUCCACUGCGCCACCAGCAGAAGCAUUGGCGGCUGCGGCUGCGACGGAAACGACAGACGCUGCAGACGGGGCGCCGGGAGAACAGGACGGCGACGCUGAUGUAGACGGAACAGAGGAACCCCCCGUCAAGCGCCAAAGGCUAGAUACGCAGGAGCUGGAACAGGAACAGCCGCUCGACGAUGAAGCCGUGUUGGCACUGGCAGCACACAACGGCGCCGCGGGAUCUGAUUAUCCAGAAGAUUUCACACUCGUCUUCAACGCCUUCCUCGAACUUUGCCCCUUGAACGCACCAUCUGCCGCGCCUCAGCUCAUCACAACCCUUUGCUACGACACGAUGGCGCCCAACGGCCACUGGAACGACCCAAACUUCCUCCACGACCUUGUAGUUGCCUUUUACGAGGCCGGAACCGAAGCUAAUGCCAUGAACGCCGAGAUUCGCAAAGAUGUCGCGGCCCGCAUGAGGGCCCGAAAGCACGAAGUCACCUGGGAGGGCAUUCGGUGA